This is a messenger RNA of Strongylocentrotus purpuratus (purple sea urchin), 3177 nucleotides long. RefSeq names its product G-patch domain and KOW motifs-containing protein. Gene Ontology annotation, cellular component: spliceosomal complex. Gene Ontology annotation, molecular function: nucleic acid binding. NCBI's taxonomy places the organism in Eukaryota, Metazoa, Echinodermata, Echinoidea, Camarodonta, Strongylocentrotidae. Bases 11 to 1816 code for a protein of 601 amino acids. The transcript is spliced from 10 exons. The record is from RefSeq and is a predicted model, not a curated record. Gene Ontology annotation, biological process: mRNA splicing, via spliceosome.
AUUAGACGCAAUGGAGGACUCCGAUCAACGAAAAGAAAUCGACGAAGGGGAGAAAAGGGGAGGGUUUUCUUUUUCCUUUGCCAAGAAGAUACAAGAAACAAAAACUCUUGAAGUUAAGAAUAUUGGUGAUGCUGAGAUAUCGAAAAGCAAGACUAAAACGGACUACAUUUUGUCACUAGACUCAAAUAAAGUAACAAGUGUCAUACCACAGGAGAAACCAAAGGCGCUUGUGAUCCCUCUCAUCAAGAGAAAUGAAUGGCAGACAAAAAAGGGCAGUGAACAGGAUGACGGUGAAAAGAAGAAACGACCAGCAGAUACUUCAGAGAAAGAUGCUGAGCAGAGAUCGAAAAAGAAGAAAGAUGACAGAAAGCCAAGUACUUCUGUCGAUUCUCUCGAAAGUGAGGCAGUGAAAGAGAUUAUGGAAGAUGUGUCCAGGUACAGUGAGAAAUGGGAUGAUAGAGGUACAGAGGACCUUAAUCUAACCAUUCCACUACUCAUGCAGAACAAGGUACCAGAUGGUUUUGAGACAGAUGAUAGGUUAGAUGUCUCCAUCAGGCCUGAUACAGCUAAUGAGGCUAAUUAUGAAGAAGUUCCAAUCGAACAGUUUGGCAUGGCAAUGCUUCGUGGAAUGGGGUGGAAGGAAGGUGAAGGGAUUGGAAAGGGGCUGAAGAAAGUUGUGGAACCUAUUGAAGUGACCUUGCGACCUAAAGGUCAAGGCCUCGGUGCAGACAGACGACCUGGAGAUGCAUUGGAUGCUAAAAGGAAGAGGAGGAGAAAACCUGGAGAACCCGCUGUGAAGGCAGAGGAAGAGGAACCGAAAGGAUUUGCAAAGGGUGCUUACCUGCUGGUGUGCAGUGGGCCACACAAGAAUCUCUAUGGCAUGAUAGAGGGUGUGGAUGAGGAUAAUUCACGGGUAGUCAUCAAGUUUGCCUUGAACAACCAAUCAGCAACACUCAGCCAGUUUGCAGUACAGCUGGUUUCAAAAGAGGAUUACAAAAGAUACUCCAAAGAUCUUGGGAAGUUUAGUCGAGGUCAUGAUGAAUUGAAGAAGAGAGAGGAAGACAAAUCACAGGAUGGCAGUGACUCAGAUAGGAAGAAACAAAAACACAGAGAUGACAAAGAAAGGACUGGUGAUAGUAGUAGACAUGACAAACAUUCAAGAGACAAAAGAAAAGAGGAUGAAGACAGGCCAGCGAAGCAUUCUAAACGGGACAGAUAUGAUGAUAGGGAAAGAGAUCAAAAUGGGGAGCGACAUAGAGACAGACAUGGUCGUUCAAGAGAUGAUGAGGAUAAUGGGAGAUCAAGGAGUAAGGAUGAUCGCCAUCGGCAUAGAGAUGAUGAUAGGAGAGAUUCCAGUAGGAGGAAAGAGGAGAGAGAAGAUAGAUCUACUAAGCAUCAGUCAGAUAAUGAUAAGCAUUCUAGGUCAAGUUCUGAGAAGACCACAUACUGGCUGCGUCCUGAUUUGCGAGUGCGCUUUAUUGAUGCAACCUACAAGAAGGGCAAGUACUACAAUGUCAAGGUCAAGGUCAUUGAUGUCAUCACCAGAGAUACCUGCACAUGUCAGACGGAUGAUGGCGCACUUAUUGAAGAUGUCCACCAAUCUAUGCUAGAGACUCUCAUACCCAAGACAGAUCCUGCAUACAUCAUGGUAGUCAAUGGGAAAUAUAAAGGCCAGAUCGGUACCGUACUCAAGAAGGACAAAGCGAAAUGCCAAGCUGAUGUACAACUGCUUAGAGAAAGAGAGAAGAUCAUCAAGAUGGAUUAUGACAUCAUCUGUGAAUUUGCUGGAAAUUUACAUGAUGAGGAGGAUUACUGAAAUCAAUUGAAUGUUACAUGAGAUGUGUGCGCUUGUGGGGGUGGUUCAUAAUCACAAAAUUGAAUUUGAUAAUUUAUUUAAUAUUGUCCUCAAAUAAUGGAAAUUGCUUCAAAAUUAAUGAGUCGCAUUUAUGAUUUCUUGAAUGCAGACAUGUAUUACAGUCAAUGUAUGACUGCUACAAAGAGUUCUUGCUCUCCUAUUGAAGAUAAUUGUACCCGAGUCUUAAGUCUUCAUCAGAUGAUGGUUUUAGAAUGGAUUGGUGAAAUGUUAUCUAUUAUAUAUUGCAGAUGUCCCAAUAUGUUUAUCAUAUCAAAGCUCAAGUACAGUUUUGGUAUCAAAAAGGAUAUUGGAAAGAGACUUUUAAAACAUGGUCUCGUGUUGUUCUUGUAGUAAAGUGGGACUGCACUACUUGAAGCUAUCGCUACCCUCUAUAAUGCAUAAGCGGUACCUGUUGGUCCCCCAUGGUCCCCUUUUUUGUUAUGUUAAUUGAGAGCUGAUUUGAUGAGAUAACUACCUCACCUGCCAGUGACGACACAGAAAGGUCUAAUCCAUCCUGGCCAAACUAGUGCAGAUAGGCUUUAAACGAUACUUGUACAAGAUAAUUUGGUCUUCUGUCCGGUUUUCCAGUGAAUUUUAUUGUAAAUAUGAUCUGCAAGGAAUGCUAGAUAAUAACGGCUAUAAACUUUCCUACGCUCGAACCCUUCCAGCCUGAUGGCUCCCCACACAGUGACAGUACGUGGCACACAAUCAUCUUGGUGCUUCGUCUAUAGAUAGCGUGUGUCCCAUAUGUUUUAUAUGUGUUGUCUGAAUCUACAUCCCACCUGAGGUAUAUGAAUAAUUUUGACCUUCUAUUCUUUUAAGAUUGCACGUAAGGAGGAAAACAAAACCUCUACAGUAGCUUAAUAUUGCUAGUAUCUUGCAAUUUAUCAUCUAAAAUCAAAGAAUUUGUUUAUAGGGCGCUUUCCAAAACUAUACUUGACCUUUUAUUAAAUACAAACAAUAUGAAGAUUAACCUACCCCCUCCCCCACAAAAGUGCGCACACACACACACACAAGUUUGGAUAUAAGCCAAGCUUGCUUAUAAUCACUGUUGUCAUUUAUAUGAUGCACAAGUAUGCCUGUAACUGUGUUCUAUGUAUAUUUUUAUGAACUUUGGAAUCCUUGUCUUUCAAGACAUCGGGACAUUGAGAUAACCCUUCAUGACACUACAGUCUCAAAAAACGUAAUUGAUUUUACGUAAAACUUAUUUGAUUCAUGUUUAAUCCUAGUAGCAAGUCUUAUUUGGGCAAGUAAAAUAUAUUGUCUUGUUUAAUGAUACCCUGCAACUUUUUAGAGAAUAAAUUUGUAUAAAAUGAUAAUUU